CCAAUCCUAGAAAGUGACAUUGAGCCAAUAUUAAUGGGAAUGGCAUCUCAGCUUACGGAACGAGAAGAUAAUAUCAUAACCGAAGAUUUACGGGAAAGUGUGUUUGGACCGUUAGAGUUCUCUCGACGUGAUUUAAUGGCGUUAAACAUACAAAGAGGGCGUGAUCAUGGGCUUCCAGAUUACAAUACUAUCCGAGUAUCACUUGGACUUGAACGAAAGGAAGCAUUUGAAGACAUUAAUCCAGAGAAUAACGCCAGCAAGUCAGCCAUUGACCCAAAUGUAAGAGGACAUUUUACAAUAGUUCAUAGGUUACAUGCGUUGAUUGUUUAGCCAUAUUGUUCACCUAGGCCUAUAUAGCUGAUCUUUAAAGUGUUUUCGUUUAUUAGAUAGAUGAGAGUGUACCUUUACAAGAAUUGCUUAAAGUAAUC
Molecule: messenger RNA, 428 nt
Organism: Anneissia japonica
Lineage: Eukaryota; Metazoa; Echinodermata; Crinoidea; Comatulida; Comatulidae
Product: dual oxidase-like
Exons: 2
Coding region: 34-330 (98 amino acids)
Biological process (GO): response to oxidative stress
Molecular function (GO): peroxidase activity; heme binding
Source: RefSeq, a predicted model, not a curated record